UUUUUCAUUUUUCUUUGAUCUGGAAAACAAAAGUGAAAGCUUAUUCAAAGAUCACAAAUAACGUAAUCUUUUUUUUUUUGCUUUAGAGAUCGUUUCUUGAUUCUGUUUCUCUUUUUAUUUUUACUUCUUCUUGAUUCUUUCUUAUGGAUGGACAUCAGCAUCAUCAUCAGCUUCACCACCUUCAAUACCUCAACAAGCAUCAUCUUCAACAUCCUCAUCCCCAAUCGCAAUCGCAGACGCCAGAAAUAGCGUCUCCGGUUGUGGGUGGGGAUAGGUUUCCACAGUGGAGCGUUGAAGAGACGAAAGAGUUGAUAGGGAUAAGAGGAGAGCUAGAUCAGACUUUCAUGGAGACUAAACGGAACAAGCUUCUUUGGGAAGUUAUCUCUAACAAGAUGAAAGACAAAAGCUUUCCUCGUAGCCCUGAACAGUGCAAGUGCAAGUGGAAGAACCUCGUCACUCGUUUUAAGGGGUGUGAGACUAUGGAGGCAGAGACAGCGAGACAACAAUUCCCUUUUUAUGAUGAUAUGCAAAUUAUAUUUACCACUAGAAUGCAGAGAAUGCUAUGGGCUGAAUCCGAGGGAGGAGGAGGAGGAGGAGGAGGAGGAGGAGGGGGAACAAGCGGGACAGCGAGAAAGAGGGAGUAUUCUUCAGAUGAGGAAGAAGAGAAUGUGAAUGAAGAGCAAGUAGAUGUCAGCAACGACCCGAAAAUCUUAAAUCCGAAAAAGAACAUUGCGAAGAAACGAAAAGGCGGUAGUAAUAGUAUUAAUAGCAACAAUGGUGUAAGAGAAGUUUUAGAAGAGUUUAUGAGACAUCAAAUAAGGAUGGAGACUGAGUGGAGAGAAGGAUGGGAGGCGAGGGAGAAGGAGAGAGCAGAGAAAGAAGAAGAAUGGAGAAGGAAGAUGGAAGAGCUUGAGAAAGAGAGAGUGACAAUGGAGCGCAUGUGGCGAGAUAGAGAGGAGCAAAGAAGGUCGAGGGAAGAGAUGAGAGCAGAGAAGAGGGAUUCACUGAUUAAUGCAUUGCUUGCUAAGCUUACUAGAGAUGAUUGAUUCUCUCUAAUCUUUCUCAACUAUUCCUAAACUUAGAUAAGUACAUGUUCUUUUAUAUGCUUGUUUGGGGUGUAGUGUAGGUUUCAUUAUUUGGUGAAGGAAUAGUUAGUUUAUUCAUGGAAACACACUCAACACUCGUAUAUUGUUUGAUGUGAGGACAUUUUGAAUUUUAGUGAGACCUCAGUAACAAUUUAACCCCA
Capsella rubella is the source of this 1246-nucleotide messenger RNA. Its product is annotated as trihelix transcription factor GT-3b. NCBI's taxonomy places the organism in Eukaryota, Viridiplantae, Streptophyta, Magnoliopsida, Brassicales, Brassicaceae. The transcript has 2 exons. Bases 144 to 1046 code for a protein of 300 amino acids. The record is from RefSeq and is a predicted model, not a curated record.